GCCGCUACGGCCACCGACCCGAGCACAGUCCUCGCGCACACUCCGUCAGGCGGCUGGCUGCUCCCACCACCUCACACAAACACUCACAACACAGGAGACAAACCCUCCCUCACCACCACCACUACCCAUGACACCACCUGCAGGUGCCCAAAGUACCACAGCGGUGCUGGAGCCACCGCUCGCAACCUCCAACUCUGCUGCUACUGACGCAGAGGUCAUUGACCCUCCGCCUCCUCCCGUACUGACCUUACGCAAUUAGGAAUAACAUGAACGCAGGUGCUACACAGGAUACAGUGCUUGUGUUGAACAUCUUCAGCAAAGUGUCGUAGAAGGAAUAAUUAGUGUGAGACGCAUAAGCUUUUCCCGUUUGUGUGUGUGUACGCGUGUGUUUUUAUACCAUCAGUGACGUGUGAUUCAUGGUGCAAAACAUCCUUGGUUAUCACCACCAGCAGGUGCUAAUCCGCGGUGCUCUACUUAAAACAGAAAUCUACUUCAGUACUUUAAAACCUCGAGCACUUUAGUGUCUGUGUGUGUGUUUUGUUUACUUGUAAAAAUUACUAAAACAGAAAUGAUUGGAAACAGAUCAUCUGUGACCUGAUUGUAUUCUUAUAGUCCUCUGUGUUGGAGUAAAUUCUGUGACUUUAUAUUGUAAAUGUUCACGUGUGUGUGAAUGAACUUUGCACUAGUGUACUCUGGCGUGGCAGUGAUAUUCCCUUCCACAAGACACCACAUAAACAAUUACGCUGGAUCCCCUGAACAAACACCAGUGGGAUUUCGGUACCCUGCUGAAGAAUCCGGAGGAGAGUGUAGCGAAGAUGGAUAUUUUAAGCGAGUUGUUUGGGCCAGGAUGGGAGAGAGAGGUGGCAGGGGAUGCUGUAGACACGACCACCCCGUCCUCCUCCACACCCACGCCCACAAACCGCCCACCCUCAACCGAAAAGAAGUCUAACUCCAUCAAAGGUAAAGCUCAGAUUGAGAUCAUCCCAUGCAAGGUGUGCGGCGACAAGUCGUCUGGUGUACACUAUGGGGUGAUCACCUGUGAGGGUUGUAAGGGCUUCUUCCGUCGUUCCCAGUCCUCAGUGGUCAACUAUCAGUGUCCACGCCAGAAGAACUGUGUCGUUGACCGUGUCAACCGCAACCGCUGCCAGUACUGCCGUCUACAGAAGUGCCUCGCUCUUGGGAUGUCCAGAGACGCUGUGAAGUUCGGGCGGAUGAGCAAGAAACAGAGAGAGAAGGUUGAAGAUGAGGUGCGAUACCACAAGGCAGCACAGAUGGUCAGCAUGACGGGUCAAGAAACCUCACCAGACUCCUCCAUGUAUGAACCUCCCACACCCACCUCUUCAGAUAUAUACACGCCGUACUAUGGGCCGGAAAUUUCCUCCUUCUCUGCCACAGGGAAAAUUUCCCCUCAGACCACCACACCUACCAUACCCUUUGAGAUAAACCCAGACUAUGUGGUUGACUCUACAACGUUUGAUCCCCGUCAGACCUCAUUAGACCCACUGCCAGACUCCGGUGCAAUGUCACCAGUUGUGUCCUCUGAUCCCACACAACUUGCAGAGAUUCUGGCUCGAUGGGUGGCUGAUGCUCACUUAAGAACGUGUUUGUACUCUAGUGAGCAUAUAGCAGAUGUUAUGAGAAAGCAAUCCCUUGACAUCUCCAAAGUUACUUAUUACAAAAAUAUGGCGCACGAGGAACUGUGGUUUGAUUGUGCCCAGAAACUAACGUCCAUAAUCCAGCAAAUUAUUGAAUUUGCGAAGGCUGUUCCAGGCUUCAGAAAAUUCUCACAAGAUGAUCAGAUUGUUCUUCUCAAAGCAGGGAGUUUCGAGUUAGCUGUGCUUCGAAUGACCCGGUACUACGAUGUCAAUCAGAACUGCGUGGUGUAUGGUGACACACUUCUUCCCAUGGAGGCCUUCCUUACCACAGAGACAGUGGAAAUGAAACUUGUUAACAACGUCUUUGAAUUUGCCAAAACUAUCGCUGAACUUAAAUUGACAGACACAGAGUUAGGCUUGUACUCUGCUCUAGUGCUGCUACAAGCAGAUCGGCCAGGUCUCCGGGGUACUGAAGAGAUUGCGAAGCUAAAUGAAGCUGUAGGGCGAUCGUUGUGCUUGGAGCUGGACAAGACACACAGGUUUCCAGUCAAAGGGGAUAUCACUGUCUAUGCCUUCCUGUUGGCCAAGAUGCCUGCCCUUAGGGAAUUGAGCAUGUUACACGAGGAAGCCCUGAGUAAGUUCAAACGUGCUGCACAACAUCUCCAAUUUUCCGAUCUCCACAAGGAAAUCUUCAAUGUAGAUUCCUGAGGUGCCUAUACCUGACUGCCUGGUUAAGAUGAUAAGUGCAGGGGAGCUGUCGCUCCUCAGGCUCUGUUACUCCAUCACAUCCUUUUCUAUGAGAGAAUGAAUCAUCUGUACAUUACCUUCGUGAUUUGUUUGUUAGUGUUACUUGUUAGUGCAGAGGACUAUGGACUCUUUAAAAUGCCAUUAUAGAUGUGUUGUGAGUUAUACAGAGUCUAACAAGUGUUUUGUUUCGAGGAGUGGGGUGCUCAAAACCUCCAGUCUCAGAUGCAGUAUAUUAAUAUGAAGCCUAAAACAGCCCCUUGUAGAAUAAAAUGUUGAUAAUGAUGCCUUACAAUCAGAGUCCAGCAGUAUUGGCUGUUGGCUUUGUAGGUGAGUGUUAGUGAGUUCCCACUAUGAUAUAGGGAGUCACUUGAUAUGUCCAAGGUUGAUGAUACUAUACAGUUUAUUUUUUAAGGAAUCGUAUAAACACCCUUGACAAUGGUCCUUAUCUUUGUAAAUUGAAGAUAUUGUAUACUUAAAAAAUAUUUAAUUAUAUUACAUGAAUUGUUGUAUACUAUAAAUCUUUAUUGCUUAUAGGAAAAGCUAUCAUUCUCAUGUUUAUCAUUGUCAAAAAAAUAUAAACAAAAUUAUCACUGACAUCACAUCUCCAUCACUAUGUUUAUAAGUUUUUUAUAUAAGUUUAGCUAGCUUAUAAUUUUGUAUAGUUUAAUUUAUUUUUGUUCAGCUUUUCCCAGCAAACACAUUAUGAAAUCAUAUAUUGUGCCAGUUGAUACUAACCUGCAAAUGAUAGGGUCACCAUUGGCCACGCUUGCUCGUGUCCUGGCAAGAAGCAAAUAACUGGAGGGAUGGAACAGUGGUACAAAGAAAAUGAGUGUUCCAUAGUUGGUUACUGGUAUGGGCCAAAAUUUGUAGAAAACUGCCUUCAAGCUGGGUUUUUUGUAACAGUGCUUGAGUUUUAGAGAGAGACUGCAUUUAAAAUGAAUUAAAGACUCAUUGAAAAAUGCAUAAACAAAAUUAAACUGGAAAUCUGUGUUAUGCUCAAGUGGUGAUAAGAAAUCUGGUGUAUGAUAUGCUGAGCGUCCCAGACUCUCAACAUGGCCUCAGACUCUCAUGGAAGCACUGUCUUGCGUCCUUUGCCCAUUCCAGCCGUGCUAGAGUACAAAUAGGUUAGAGCCGAGGCCAUCCUGCCCUGUCUUGUCUCCUGCAGUCCUGCCCUGGACCCACUGGCCUGUGACCGCAUCCUCUUACAGUCUUUGGUCUAAAGGUUCCUAAAGCCAUCUCAAGUCAGUCUUUUUUCUUCAUGACCGACGUGUGUUCAGGCCUGUGAGCCACCUUUCUGUUGGCCAUUAUAUAUAUAUAUAUAUAUAGAUAUAUAUAUAUUUAUAUAUAUAUAUUUUUUUUUUUGUCUUGACAUAAGCUAAUGCAGUUGGCUUUAGGUCCAUUUGACUGCAGACACAAAGUGUACAGAAAGACACAGCUUCUGUUGUAGAUGUUAAGGGGUGGCAGUUGCUGGAGGACCUCUAGUGCUUAGUAUCUAGAGUCUAGUGUGCUUGGGAGAGUUUGGGGCUAGUCUUGCCCUCCUCCAGCCCACUCAGAAGGGUUCAGUUCCCUUAAGUAGUACUGUGGGGAUACAAAGCUAGUCCAGCCCCUCUCUGCUGGCAUCAGGUCACAGCUGUACUGUACAAACUCUCCGGCCUCCGCUGUGAUGCUUGCUGCCUGCUGCCACCAACCAGCUAUUUAUUUAUUUGUGUAAUGAUCAUCCCAGUCUGUGCUGUGCUUCAUGAGAUGGAUUACACAGCAAGCAGCAAGUGGCUACUCUGUAUAUUGUAUACAGACUCUCCUAUUGGUUAUUGUGCAUUAAACAAUUCUCCCUUUGGUCCUUCCUCUUUGGGGUGCGGGAAAUAACCAGCUAGGACGUCUUGUACUCACCACACAUAAACACAGGGGUUACAGUAAACUGGUAUUUUGGCUAACCUGGAGUUUUAUUAUGCCUUUGGUAUCAUCAGUUUUUAUAGGUUCAAAAGUUUAUUAUCCUUUUUCUGUCAGAUCCAUAAUAAAAAAUACAUCUUUU
Molecule: messenger RNA, 4371 nt
Organism: Cherax quadricarinatus
Lineage: Eukaryota; Metazoa; Arthropoda; Malacostraca; Decapoda; Parastacidae
Gene: Hr3
Product: Hormone receptor 3
Biological process (GO): regulation of transcription by RNA polymerase II
Cellular component (GO): nucleus
Molecular function (GO): RNA polymerase II cis-regulatory region sequence-specific DNA binding; nuclear receptor activity; zinc ion binding
Source: RefSeq, a predicted model, not a curated record